Molecule: messenger RNA, 1292 nt
Organism: Medioppia subpectinata
Lineage: Eukaryota; Metazoa; Arthropoda; Arachnida; Sarcoptiformes; Oppiidae
Source: the annotation of a GenBank genome assembly
CGUUUUGAGAGAAUUGUGUUAUUGUUUGCCAUUUGUAUUGAAGUGAAGAUUAAAUUUGGUUUAAAGAGCGGAUCAAAGAGUGGGAAAUGACAGCCAAUGCCAACACAUCGACAACUGAUCGGUCGUUGCGUUCAGUGUUUGUUGGUAACAUUCCUUACGACGCGACGGAAGAGAAGUUGAAGGAUAUCUUCUCAGAAGUGGGACCCGUUUUGAGCUUCAAAUUGGUUUACGACAGAGAGUCGGGGAAACCAAAGGGCUAUGGGUUUUGCGAAUACAAAGAUCAAGAGACGGCUCUCUCGGCGAUGAGGAAUCUCAACCAAUACGAACUCAACGGACGUAACCUUCGAGUGGAUAACGCGACGAAUGAACGCCUCAAAGAAGAGAUGCGAAAUCUGCAGAUCUCGUUGAGUGGGACGGCGUAUGAGAGCCCUUACGGGCCGGAAGUGGAUCCCGAGAAGGCGCCCGAAGCCAUCAGCAAAGCGGUGGCCAGUCUUCCACCGGAACAGAUGUAUGAGUUGGCCAAACAGAUGAAGCAAUGCAUUCAAACGAAUCCAUCUGAAGCGAGAAAUAUGUUGAUACAGAACCCGCAGUUGGCCUACGCGUUGCUGCAGGCGUUGGUUGUGAUGCGUGUAGUGGACGCACAGGUGGCCGUCUCUAUACUCCACAGACCCAACACUAAUCAACCGCAACCACUUGUGCCGCACGCGGCGCCCAUUCAGCAGAUCAUUCCUCCACAGCAACCCAUCUUUGAGCCGAGAGACCAAUACCCGCCUCAACAACGACCGGGUCCUCUGCCACCCCUUAUGCCUCAACAACAACAACAACCCUUCGAUAACCGAAUGCAUGAUCCGCGACACGACCCCCGUCUCAGAGACGGGCCAUCGUUUGAUCGUUUCGCCGGCCAAUCGGCACAAAUGGCUCCCGCGGUUCCGCCGCAGAAUUUAGACCCCAGAACUCGACCAAUAGAUCCCAGAAUUCAGUCCCAAAUGCCGCAACAAAACGUUCGCGGAGUGGCCGGCAAUCCACCAAUUGGUAUGAAUCGGGGCGCCGGAGGGCAACCCUUUGCCGGCCCUAACAUCCAAUUGUUGACUCAAUCGAGUGGUCCGAUGAGUGUGAAUCAGGAACAGGAAAAGGCACAGCUUAUUAUGCAAGUGUUGGCCCUCUCUGAUCAUCAAAUAGCAAUGUUGCCAUCGGAACAAAGGGAUAGCAUUCUUAUGCUUAAGCAACAGAUCCAAAGGGGAAGCGCUAAUUGAUCACUUCUUGUAAUCACAAUCUCAUCACAAUUGACGUUU